AUGGGUCUGCCACUGAUCCUCCGCGUCUUGCCGUGGCUGACCGUGUUCCUUUCCGUGCUGCUGGCACGUCCGGCCUGGAGCCUCCCGCCUCCACUCCGAACCGCAAUCCGAGGUCCGGGACAGGCUCGGUACUCGGCAUGCGACACAGGCAAGGGCCGCGCGGUGCUGUACAACUGCGGGCUGCAAGUGGGCAACGCGACGGCCGGCAUAGCUUCGCUGCAUGACGUGCCGUCCGCGCAGAACUACUUGGUGAAGCUUCGGCCAGAUGUGCCAGCGAGCCGGGUGGACGAGAUAUGCGACCUGGCGGAGAGCAGCAACAGCACGCUCUACACAGGCACAUGCCUCAAACGCUUCAAGGCGUUGUUCAACGGGAUGUUGAUGAGCAUAUCAGGCCAGUCGCUGCUGGCACUGCUGGACGCCGAGUCCGCCCUCGUGCAGUUCGUUGAGGUCGAGGGCCACGCCCUCAUCGCUUCUGCUCCACCUCCUUCCGCUGCUGCUGUUGCUGCUGCUGCUGCCGCCGCCGCUGCAGCUGCCUCUACUAGUAUUGCCACAACCACCGCUGGUGCCGGUGCCACUGCUGCUGAUGCUGGAGAUGCGUCUGGUGGUGGUCUUGAUGGGUCAACUUCUAACAGUUCCGCUGUGCUUGCAUCUGCAUCUCUGGUCACGCGCACUCAGCGCAAGCCCCUCUCGUGGGGGCUGGACCGCAUAGACCAGCGCCCAGGCGCGCCUGCCCUGGAUGGCGCCUACUCCUAUCCCGCCUCUGCGGGUGCAGGCGUGCACGUCUAUGUGGUGGACACGGGAGUGCGGUGCUCCCACAGCGACUUUUACUUCUCAGACGGCCGAAUCAACCCCGCCACGCGCCGCCCUGCGUCGCGCUGCCUGCCGGGAGUGGACACGGUGGGGGAUGGGCGCGGGCAGGGCAUGGCAGACUGCAACGGCCACGGCACCCACUGUGCUGGCACGGUAGCAGGCCUGCUGAGCGGAGUAGCAAAGAGCGCGUUCAUCCAUCCAGUGCGCACCAUGGACUGUGCGGGCAACGGGGCAUUCGGGGACAUCCUGGAGGGGUUGGACUGGAUCGCCCGCCACUACCAGGCGCCCGCUGUGGUGUCCAUGAGCAUCACCAUGGCCACCUCCGCUAGUCUUGACGCUGCUCUGAAGGAACUUGUUGAGAAGACAGGCAUCACGGUGGUGGCAGCAGCAGGCAACUUCUUCUCACUCGCGUGCAACUACUCACCAGCAGACAGUGAUGAUGUGAUAGCAGUGGCAUCCAGCACCAGCUCUGAUACCAUGAGCUGGUUCUCCAACUACGGCUCCUGCACCGACAUCUUUGCCCCGGGCGACGAGAUUGUGAGUGCGGGGUCAGCAUCAGAUACUGCCAUGGCAACCAUGUCAGGGACAUCCAUGGCAUGCCCACACGUGUCAGGGGCAGCAGCGCUGUACCUGUCCAUGCAGCCGUCCGCCCGCCCCAGGGACGUGCGCAAGGCGCUGUAUGACACGGCGUACCAGAAGGCAGUGCAGGCAGUGAAGCCCAGCACGGUGCCGCGCCUGCUGUCCGUCAACUUCCGCCCCCUGCUUGUGGAUGUGGCCCCACGCUCCUUCCUCUCCAUGCUUGAAGGGGCAAGUGCGCGCAUCAAGGUGGUGUUAUUGAAGGCACCUGCUGCUGACGUGGUGUUUACUGCUACCGCCUCUGAUCCCAGUGUUGCGUCCUUCUCGCCCUCGCGCCUCACCUUCCCUGCUUGCCGCACACCAGCACCACAGUACAUCACCAUCCAACUCGCCUACUCGCCCAAGUACCUGGAUCGAGCCACGCUGCUGGCCUUCACCUUCGCCAGCAAGGACUCUGCAUUUGGGGCGUCCCUGGAGGGAUAUGCCGUGGCAUACGACAAAGAUGUGUGCAAGGCGCCGUGCGGGCAGAGUGUGGAGCAGCCCAAGGUGGUGCCGGCGCUGCCCUUCUAUUACGAGGAUGACAGCACGCACUACCGCGACCUGUAUAACGCCAAGCUCGACAAGUGCCAUGACACGGGGCCUGAUGUGGUCUUCCAAUACACGCCACCCCAGAACAUGGUGGUGUCAGUGGACCUGUGCAGCCUUACCGAGUUUGACUCGGUCCUCAGCGCAUACGAGCGCACCAAGCCCGGAGCUAAGCCGGUAUCCAUCGCAUGCAACGACGACUCCUGUGGCACCAAGUCGAAGCUCUCAGGCCUCAUCCUCGCCAAGGGAACCGCCUACUUCUUUAUGGUGGACGGGUGGGGAGGCACAGGGGGCAAGUUCGCAAUCAACAUGGUUGUCACCAAGGUGCUCAAGGCCCUCGACUCCAAGGCACCCCGUAACAAGGCGUUCCAGCCCAUCCGCUCCAAGGCAGUUAGCGCAAAUGCGCUCGCCUCUCUGCGAUCCAUGCCUGUGCCACCACAGUCUCACCAGCUUCAUCCGCUCCUCUCUCUGCCCAUCAAUCCCACCUCCUCCCACCCUUCCUCCUCCCACCCUACUUCUUCUGAGUCCGAUGGUGGCAAUGCUAAAAAAGGUGGCAGUGGUGCCCGUGCUGCGAAUCCCUCUUUCUCCUUCGCUUCGCCACGCCACCUCUCUCAACCACCCCGCUUCAUCUACAUGAAUGGCAGUACUCCCAUGCCGCUCGCCCCCGCCAGUGGCCCUGGUGUGGGGGCGCGUGAUGAGGGCUCAGGUGCUGACGCCAAAGGCUCUUACCGCGUGCUGACAGGGCCCUGGGGAGAAUGCUCCGUGUCGUGCGGUGUGGGGCAGCAGCAGAGAAUGGCGUGGUGUGUGGACGCCCAGGGAAUGACGGCCCAAUCGCCUCUCGCCAGCUGUCCGCUGCUCCCUGCUGUGCCCACCACUCAGCCAUGCCAGCUGGCACCCUGCACACGCGGUUACUGGGACGUCACACAGUGGCAGGGCUGCAACGUGCCAUGCGGAGGGGGUGUGAACGUGCGGUCAGUGGUGUGUCGAGACGCCGUGCAGGGCAACAUGCUCGACGACUCCCGCUGCCCCUCUGCCCCCCCUUCCACCAACCAGUCCUGCAACACACAGCCAUGCUCUAUCCACAUCUGGAGAACUCGCAGCUGGUCCCCGUGCCAGUACUCCCUGACCCUAUUGUCCGAUGUGCGCUCUGGUUUGACACCCCACGGCAGCAGCAGUAACCGCAGCAGCAGCAGCAGCAGCAGCAGCAGCAGCAGCAACCGCAGCAGCAGCAACCACAGCAGCAGCACUAACAGCAGCAGCAAUCAGGGUAGCAGCAGCAGCGGUGGAACGGUGUGGAGUGUGGUGGAGGAGGAGGUGAUGCAAGUGUACGGAUGGAGAAGAAGAGAGAUUGAGUGUGUGAGCAUGAGAGGCCAAUCAGUGCAAGACUCGUUCUGCUUCAGCUCAGUCAAGCCCGCAACCUUCUCCCCCUGCCUCCCACCUCCACCACUCCCCUCCACCACCUCUGAUGCUGCCUCCUCCCCCUCCGUUUCACCCUCUUCCUCCUCCAACGCUUUCAAUACUACCGCUGGCAUCGUUUCCAGUAAUGCAACUGUUACCGCCACCAUCAGACCAAUUAGACCCAGCAGCAGCAGCCACAGCAGUCGAAACAGCCGCAGUAGCCGCAACAGCCACAGAAGCCGAAACAGCCAUAGCAGCCGGAAUAGCCACAGCAGGAAAAGCAGGCACGGCAGGAACAGCAAGCACCACAGACACAGCAGGCACAGCCACAGAAGCCGCAACAGCAACAGCAACAGCACCUCGUCUCUCCUCUGCUCCAGCCUCUCGUGCAUACACGGCACUUGUGAG
Molecule: messenger RNA, 3777 nt
Organism: Closterium sp. Naga37s-1
Lineage: Eukaryota; Viridiplantae; Streptophyta; Zygnematophyceae; Desmidiales; Closteriaceae
Source: the annotation of a GenBank genome assembly